GGCCUACCUGGUGGUGUUCAGAGAUAGUCUGUUGAGAAUUAACGUAGGCCCCCUGAAGAUACAGUUUGACAGAAUGGACAUAGAUGUCAAGCUACCUCAGAAGAAAUUCUACCGACAGAGAGCCCAUUCUAAUCCCAUAGCUGAUCACAGUUUUGAUUACCCUGUCCGUCCCAGUGAUUAUGACUGGUCAAAGUUAUAUCCAGAUUACUUCAAACCAAAGACAACAGAAAGCAGGCAUGAUGACAACAAGGAUAUAACAGAAUCUUCUCAACCAACAGCUCAAGUAGAAUUUGCAGACAUAGGAUGUGGCUAUGGUGGUUUGUUAGUGGAGUUGUCUCCCCUCUUCCCAGAAACACUGAUGUUAGGAAUGGAGAUUCGUGUAAAGGUGUCCGAUUAUGUGAGAGACAGAGUAAUAGCUCUCAGGAAGAAGAGUCCUGGAAAAUAUCAAAACAUUGCCUGUUUACGCACAAACGCUAUGAAAUAUCUGCCAAACUUCUUCUGUAAAGGACAGCUGACAAAGAUGUUUUUCCUGUUUCCUGAUCCACAUUUUAAGAAAACUAAACACAAGUGGAGGAUAAUCAGUAGAACAUUACUGGCCGAGUAUGCAUAUGUCCUGCGCAUUGGGGGUAUUGUGUACACAACAACUGAUGUGAAGGAGCUGCAUGAUUGGAUGGUGACACAUUUCACAGAGUUCCCGUUGUUCCGGCAAAUGACAGAACAGGAAAUGAAAGCUGAUAUUGUGUGUGACAAGUUGAUCAAUAGCACAGAAGAGGGGCAAAAAGUGACAAGAAACAAGGGCGAGAAAUUCCUGGCUGUCUUCCAACGCAUUGCUGAUCCAAUAACAUCAUGACCUUGUGAUUGGACUGCUGAUCAAGACUCCGUUCCCAUGUGCCUGGGUUCCUUAAGCCAGGACAGUUUGGUAGAACUCUGAGUUC
This is a messenger RNA of Liolophura sinensis, 935 nucleotides long. Its product is annotated as tRNA (guanine-N(7)-)-methyltransferase-like. The coding region runs from base 74 to 850 and encodes 258 amino acids. Gene Ontology annotation, cellular component: tRNA methyltransferase complex. Lineage: Eukaryota; Metazoa; Mollusca; Polyplacophora; Chitonida; Chitonidae. The record is from RefSeq and is a predicted model, not a curated record. Gene Ontology annotation, molecular function: tRNA (guanine(46)-N7)-methyltransferase activity. The transcript has 6 exons. Gene Ontology annotation, biological process: RNA (guanine-N7)-methylation; tRNA methylation.